UCGGCCAACAUGAGUUUCACGGUGGACCAGCACUUCUACGGCCAUGGCUCGUACCGCAAGGCUCGGCCAGCCCCCGUGUCCUCCAGCGGCUUUCAGUCCCAGCGCCGCCGCGUUACCUACAGCCAGCCGUCCUCCGCCGACAGCCUGGACAACUUCAGCGGGGACAUGACGCGGAGGAGCGAGAAGGAGGUCCUGCAGGCUCUCAACGACCGCUUCGCCGGCUACAUCGACAAGGUGCGCAACCUCGAGAUGCACAACCGCAACCUGGAGGCGGAGGCGGAGGCUCUGCGCCAGAGCCAGGCGGGACGCUCUUCUGUCGGGGAGCAUUACGAGCGAGAGCUAGGCGACCUGCGGGGUCUCCUGCAGCAGCUGACCGGGGAGAAGACCCGCGCUGCCCUGGAGCACGACCACCUGGAGGAGGACAUCCAGCAGAUGCGCGUCAGGCUGGAAGACGAGGCGCGCAAUCGGGAGGAGCUGGAGGCUGCAGCCCGCGCCAUGAACAAGUACGGAGAGGAGUGCCGCAUGGCGCGGCUGGAGCUGGACAAGAAGCUCCGCGCUCUGGAGGAAGAGGCCGUUUUCCUGAAGAAGAACCACGAGGAGGAGGUGUCCGAGCUGCUCGCUCAGAUCCAAGGUGCGGAGGUGAGCUUCGACAUGCGGGACUCGCUCAAGGCGGACGUCACCAGCGCACUGAGGGAGAUCCGCGCACAGCUGGACAGCCACGCAACCAAGAGCUCAACGCAUGCAGAGGAAUGGUUCCAAGUUCGUAUGGAGCGUCUGUCUGAAACCGCAAGGUCCAACCAUGAUGCCAUUCGCGGGUCCCAGGAAGAGAUUGGGGAUUACCGCCGUCAGCUCCAGAGCCGCACCAUUGAGCUGGAGACCCUCCGAGGAACCAAGGACUCACUGGAGAGGCAGCGCAUGGAGAGCGAAGACCGACACCACGAUGACCUCAACUCACUACAGGAGACCAUCAAUCAGCUGGAUAAUGAGCUGAAAAACACCAAGUGGGAGAUGGCCAGCCAGCUGAAAGAGUACCAGGACCUGCUGAAUGUGAAGAUGGCUCUGGAUAUUGAGAUCGCUGCUUACAGGAAACUACUGGAGGGCGAGGAGAAGCGCUUUGUGUCAGGAGGAGCUCCCUUCUCCUACCUUGAAGGUAGAUUCUCUGCCCACCUGAAGGUGAAACCAGAUGAGAUCUCAGACACAGUCAUCGUGGAGGAGCAGACAGAUGAGACCCAGGUGACAGAGGUCACAGAAGAGGCAGAUGAUGAAGAAAAGAAAGAGGACGAGGACGAGGCUGGAGAAGAAGAAGAGGAAACCAAAGAGGAGGAAGAAGAAGGUGAAGAAGGAGAUGAUAAAGACGAGGAUGGUGAAGGAGAGGAGGAGGACGAGAAGGAGGAGGAAAAUAAGGAUGAUGAGAAGGAAGACAAAGAGGAGGCAGAGGAGGAAGAGGAGAAAUCCAAAUCCCCUCAACCCAAAUCCCCUUCUGUCCAAUCACCAGAAUCUAAAUCUCCACAAAAAUCACCAGAAUCUAAAUCACCAGCUGCCAAAUCACCGGCAAUGACGCCUGGAGUUAAAUCCCCGGCAGGAGAUGAGUCAAACUCACCCGCACCUAAGUCACCUGUGUCAAAAUCCCCACCCAGCAAAUCCCCUGAGUCCAAAUCUCCUCUUCCCAAGACCCCUGAACCAAAGUCUCCAGAGAAAGAGAAGGUCAAGCCCAUCGCUGCCAAAGACACCCCUAAGGAGGAGAAGAAAGAUGAGAAGCCUCAGUCUGUCAAGGAGGAUAAGAAGGAGACAGAACAACCUGUGAAGGAGGAGAAGAAGCAGGAGCCCAAAGAGAAAGAGCCCGAGAGCAAGGCAGAGAAACCUGACGAAAAGAAAGAAAGCAAAGAUGAUGAAGCACCAAAGAAGGUUGAUGCUUCAAAACCUGCCACUCCCAGCAAGCCCGCAGAAAACAUACCGAAGUCUGAGGCUAAAGAGAGCACCCCCCCUGCUAAAGAGGAAAAACCCUCUGCUCCAAAAUCAGAGAAGACCGAGCCCGAGGUAAAGCCUGCCCCUAAAGCAGAGCCUGAGAAAACAGAGGGCAAGAAGGAGGAGAAGAAGCCAGAAGAGAAGAAGCCAGAAGAGAAGAAGCCAGAGGAGAAGAAGCCAGAGGAGAAGCCUGCUUCUAAACCUGAGCCUGAAAAAUCCGACAGCAAGAAAGAGGAGAAGAAGCCUGAGGAGAAAAGCAAGACGAGUAAAGAGGAGAGCAAGGACGUGAAGGAAGAAGGUAAGGCAGAGAAAUCCUCUGGCACUGAGUCAAAGGAGAGCAAGGAGGAGAAGGCCAAGAAGUAAGACUUGGAAAGCUGCGUUUCAGGGUUAGAGCGGUGGAGAUGCCAAAGACCUGAAGGAGGGCCGGGCAGAGGCUGGAGGCACCCAGCAGUUCAGACUGACACCGCAGUGUCCAAAACUAAGCAGGUCCUGGUAUGUAAGCAAUAGUGCUUUGUGUAGCAAAUAACCCCCUGCUCCCUAAGUAUGGCCAUUACACACCCCUGAUGCUUCUGAUGUAUGACUGUAGUGAAUGCAGAAUGCUCGUAACUCUUUAUCUGAAUGUGACGACUGCCCUUAAUAAAUAACAAGUGCAUUUAAACGGAAUCCCACUGACGGGGACUGCAGGGGCGUGCUGUACCUACACGAGCCUUCAAAAGGGUAGAGAUGUCAAAAACAAUGUCAAGUUAUAGAUUGUGACAGAAUAUAAAGAAAUGUAUAUUUACGGAGAUACAAAUGUCUAUAUUAUAUUAAUUACACACACGUCAGUAAGGAAGACUUGAAUUUUGCUUGUUGUGCACCUUAACGCAGCUUCUCCCCGAAAGGUGAACGGCAGCGUCUCACUCCUCUGGUCUGCAGCGCUAGGACAAUGAUGACUGUGCUAUGUAUAAACUGCUGAGCAUAUGCAAUACAGAAAAUAAAGAAUGAAAUAUA
This is a messenger RNA of Platichthys flesus (European flounder), 2955 nucleotides long. RefSeq names its product neurofilament medium polypeptide-like. The transcript is spliced from 4 exons. NCBI's taxonomy places the organism in Eukaryota, Metazoa, Chordata, Actinopteri, Pleuronectiformes, Pleuronectidae. The record is from RefSeq and is a predicted model, not a curated record. Bases 10 to 2328 code for a protein of 772 amino acids. Gene Ontology annotation, biological process: axon development. Gene Ontology annotation, molecular function: structural constituent of postsynaptic intermediate filament cytoskeleton. Gene Ontology annotation, cellular component: neurofilament; axon.